CCGGGACCAACGCGCUCAGACAAACGGCCCGCAUAGCCACGGAAAGCGGCCGCAUACUACUGCCUACGACUCGCACGCAGUCAUCCACCCUCCUGGUCGCUCUGAAUGCGCAAGCUACGUCUAUUCCCCGUCCCGCGCUCUCGUCAAUCCUCCCGACCGCCCUCUCCCACUUCCACCCCCGCCGAAGCCCCUGACCAGCAUCAGGAGCAUACCUCUCCUGGUGAGCCCUCCUCUAGGCCCCCGCCGGAGCCUUCCUCGGCCAGCACCCGACCUGUUGAGUCCUCUCAGAAGACCGAAAAGGCGGCCAUGGCGGACACUGCCGUUGCUAGCUCGUCGCGUUCCAGAGGUCACCCUUCUUCAAAAGCAGAACUGGCGAAGCGCAAAAUCGAGACUCUGUUUCAGACACUUUCUGUCGAAAGAGAUGCCGCAAAGAAGCGUUCGAUAGACCUGGAGGAGAAACUUGCCUCAAUGGUUAUUGGCGAUUCAGAAAAGGAGCAAAUGCGGAAGAAACACGUGAAACAGGAGAUAGCUUUUCUGAGAGAGCGUAGACGUCCCAUGUCCGAAGCUGAUUUUGAAAUGAUUAGUAUAAUCGGAAAGGGUGCCUUUGGAGAAGUCAUGCUUGUCAAGCACAAGAAAGAUAAGAACUACUACGCCAUGAAGAAGUUAAGGAAGAAGGACAUGCUCAAGAAAGAGCAAGUUAAUCAUGCAUGGUCCGAGAGGCAUGUCCUUGUCGCGGCGAACCAUGAAUUUGUCUGUCAGCUAUGUUAUGCUUUCCAGAACAGUGAGUUCCUUUACCUUGUGAUGGAGUUUCUGGCUGGCGGGGAUUUGAUGACUCUGCUCAUUGACAGAGAUACUCUCACUGAAGAAGAUGCACGGUUUUAUAUUGCUGAGAUGGUUGUUGCUAUUGACACCAUUCAUAAGUUGGGCUUUAUCCAUCGUGAUGUCAAACCGGACAACCUCCUCAUCGACAAGGAUGGCCACCUUAAGUUGUCCGAUUUUGGACUUUGCAAGAGCUUCAACGUUGACGUUGAGUCACUCCCAGCGUCAAACGUGAACCCUACAGCUCAAGAACCACACUCCACCCUGAGCGAACUCUCUAUGACUGAGAGGGCUGCCGCAUGGAGAAGAAGUGCCCGAAAGCAAGCUUUCUCCACAGUCGGAACCCCCGACUAUAUCUCUUGCGAAGUGCUGAUGAAGCGUGGGUACAACAAAGAAUGUGAUUACUGGAGUUUGGGCGUUGUUCUGUACGAAAUGCUGGUUGGGUAUCCGCCAUUCUACGCAGAAGGAGCUAUCAAGACUUGUCGAAAAAUCUUGAACUGGCGACAGACCCUUCGCUUCCCGCCGGAGGCUAAGAUUAGUUGGGCAGCCAAGAACCUCAUACAGUCUCUGGUUUGCGACGCAAAGUACCGGCUCGGUGCCAAAAGAGGCAUGGAUGACUUCAAGGAGCACCCUUUCUUCGAAGGUGUGGAUUGGGAAAAUCUUCGCACGAUGAAGCCACCGUUCUUGCCGGAACUACGUGGACCCACUGAUACUCGAUAUUUCGAAGAUCACAAACCAUUGCAUGGUGUGAAACCAGAGCUAGACGCCACGAAACCGUCGUAUCUCAAAGAUCCAGCAGCCGAGGAGUUCAUCGGAUUCACGUUCAAACGCUACAAUCCUAAUGAAGCUCCCGCUGGUCGUCGAGCGGUCUUGACAAGUUCCAUGUACGAUGCGCCUGAUGGAGCACAAGACUGAGCUGGCCAGCAGACCAACAUACAUGCGAAGUCCUUUGCACGUGUGAGUGGUCUGUCUUCGUGGAUUUCCUUAGAGGAAACUUUAAUCCCUUCAUCUUAGUUUGGUGAUGUAGGAGCGUUCUUGCGCGGCCGUCCUCUUUUCCGUUUUGGCGUCUCCUUAGCGGUUACAAUUGCAUCAGCUUCGACUUUCCUCGGUCGUCCUCGUCUGCGCUUCGGCUGCAGAGGUUCUUUUUCACUAGCAGCGGACGUCUCGCUUUUUCGAGGUCGACCACGCCGGCGUUUUGGUUUGGCUUCCGGACUCUCAGACUUCGCAGGAACUGCGGAACUCCUUGCGUUUUCGACAACUUGCGCUAGCUCGAUUCCGUUUUCCUGCGAUUGGCGGCGAUGUCGUCCUGUAUCAACAGCCAACGCAGUUGUUCCGACAACCGCCGCUACGCCCUGAUCCUUUGCAUCGCUUCGAAUCACGGUUGAUGAUAACAGGAGCUGUGUAGCAUCCAUGUCGAUGUCUACGCUACCUUGAUUAGUUUCGGCAUCACCGGAUUUGGAAGUGUCGCCAUUCGCUGUAAAUAAUAUGCUUUUUGCUGCUUUGGACACAGCUUCUUUCUUU
This is a messenger RNA of Chondrus crispus (carragheen), 2340 nucleotides long. RefSeq names its product Serine/threonine protein kinase. Gene Ontology annotation, biological process: intracellular signal transduction; peptidyl-serine phosphorylation. The record is from RefSeq and is a predicted model, not a curated record. Gene Ontology annotation, molecular function: ATP binding; protein serine/threonine kinase activity. NCBI's taxonomy places the organism in Eukaryota, Rhodophyta, Florideophyceae, Gigartinales, Gigartinaceae. The transcript is spliced from 4 exons. Bases 307 to 1734 code for a protein of 475 amino acids.